This is a messenger RNA of Cylindrotheca closterium, 828 nucleotides long. Lineage: Eukaryota; Bacillariophyta; Bacillariophyceae; Bacillariales; Bacillariaceae. The record is from the annotation of a GenBank genome assembly.
AUGACAAGCCAAUUUAAAGAUAUGUUCGACCUUGUAGGGGAAUCCGACAGGAUAGUCAUCCAUGACAACUCCUCUAAUGUCCUCUACAGUUCUACCGAGAAAGCCGAAUUGAUAUCUUUGCAACAAGCAUUACAUCAAUGCCUUGAGAAGCCACUCUUCCAUUCCCACGGAAUCAACAGUGGCAACAAUCCCACAAUUACACUAUACCGCAACGGUGAAGAAUUGCUUCAGAUAUCUCAUCACUCCAGCUGUAAGAGUAUUGAAUGUUCUCUUUACAGCUUUGACAUUCCAUUGUCCAAAGCACAAACGUGGUUAGAAUGGUUUGAUCACAAUAAUGUCAACAGUCCAAGACAAGAGUUCGAACGGCUGGCCGCUCGAAGAAGAGAACAAAGAGAAACCUACAAGACGUUCAUGCGGAAUAUGCCACCCUACCUCUUGUCAAUCUGGAAGAAGCACGAAUCGACCAUUCGAUUUGAUGGCAAGUGCCCAGACGAUCUGAAGCGAUCCCUUCGCAGGAACCUUUGUGGCAAGACUUUGGAUGAGAAGAUUGCCGACGUUCUAAUCUGGUACGGCACAACUGCAAGCGCCAAGAACCGUGGCAGCCCGAUCUACGAACGAGCUGUCGAAGCGCUCCUUCUUGCAUUUGAUGAGCAAGACAUUGAGAGUGCAGUUGAAUCGCAAUUUAACGAACAAGGAACACUUUCCAAUCCAAACCUAAUCACGGGUUGCUACAAGCUCUUUAGAAGUUUUCGAUUCAAGAAGAUGUAUCCUGAAGGCCUCAAUCUGGAGUCAAUAAGACAGCCACAGCUUUUAGGAGUUACUUUCUAA